This is a messenger RNA of Bombina bombina (fire-bellied toad), 3398 nucleotides long. RefSeq names its product RAS p21 protein activator 1 (gene RASA1). Gene Ontology annotation, molecular function: protein binding. Lineage: Eukaryota; Metazoa; Chordata; Amphibia; Anura; Bombinatoridae. Gene Ontology annotation, biological process: regulation of GTPase activity. The record is from RefSeq and is a predicted model, not a curated record.
ACCAACCGAGGCGCAGGGUCUCGCGGGUACGUCGUGUGCGCCAGGCCGCCCCUUCCCCAUCUUCCCAGUUCCAAUAGUUUCAAGCACCGUUUACUUUAGUCAGACGGUCUGAAGCUGGGGAAGUGACUGGUGGACCUGCUGUUAUUUUAUCAACCUGUUACCAGACUGUCACUGGUUGAAAGCGCUGAUACACCCCCCUGUUCCCCUCCCCGUGGAGUCUGUGUGGGCGACGGGAUGUCGGCUGCACCCAGCUCCUUCGGCCCGCAGCCGGUGACAGGAGGCGGGGAAGCAAUUCUGUCACGGGCUUCUGAGGCCUUUCCUCCCCUGCCUCUUCCACCACCGCCCCUCUCCCUCGUGGCCGGGGUUUUGGGCCCGGUAGAUGAAGUGGACUCGCUGGACGGUCCGGAAUAUGAAGAGGAGGAGGUGGAGAUCCCACUCAGCGCUCCCCCAACCAACCAGUGGUAUCAUGGUAAGCUGGAUAGAACUAUAGCAGAAGAACGCCUCCAUCAAGCUGGCAGGACUGGAAGCUAUCUUAUCAGGGAGAGUGAUCGUAGACCGGGGUCAUUUGUACUUUCCUUUCUUAGCAAAACUACUGCUGUCACUCAUUUUAGAAUAAUUGCAAUGUGUGGAGAUUUCUAUAUUGGAGGACGAAGGUUUUCAUCACUUUCAGACCUAAUAGGGUAUUACAGUCAUGUGUCAUGUUUACUUAAAGAAGAAAGACUUCUUUUUCCAGUAGCACCACCAGAGCCUGUGGAAGAUAGGCGGAGAGUUAGAGCUAUUCUACCUUACACUAAAGUGCCAGAUACAGAUGAAAUAAGUAACAGAAUUGAUGACAUCAUUGAGCAUUAUAAAAAAGAACAAAUUGUUGAAGGCUAUUUUCUAAAGGAGUCUGUCCCAGUGCAGCAUCAAGAUCAAGUACUGAAUGAUUUAUUGGAUGGCAAAGAAAUCUACAACACAAUCCGCCGAAAAACAAAAGAUGCCUUUUAUAAAAAUAUUGUUAAGAAAGGUUACCUUCUGAAAAAGAGUAAAAGUAAACGUUGGAAGAACUUGUAUUUUAUCUUAGAGGGUAAUGAUGCCCAACUUAUUUUUUUUGAAAGUGAAAAGCGUGCUACAAAGCCCAAAGGAUUAAUUGAUUUGAGUGUAUGUUCUGUCUAUAUAGUCCAUGACAGUCUGUUUGGCAGGCCAAACUGUUUUCAAAUUGUGGUUCAGCACUUUAGUGAAGAGCAUUACAUUUUUUACUUUGCUGGGGAAACUCCAGAACAAGCAGAGGACUGGAUGAAAAGUCUUCAAGCAUUUUGUAGUCUACGAAAAACAACCCAGUCCACACCUAACAAGCGUCUCCGUCAGGUCAGCAGUCUCAAUUUGCAUGUUGAAGAAGCACAUAAGCUGCCAGUGAAACAUUUUACUAGCCCAUACUGUAAUAUCUACCUGAACAGUGUGCAGGUAGCAAAGACCCAUGCGCGUGAAGGUCAAAAUCCUGUUUGGUCAGAAGAGUUUUUCUUUGAUGAUCUAUCUCCAGAUAUUAACAGAUUUGAAAUAAGUCUUAGUAACAAGACAAAGAAAAGCAAAGACCCUGAUAUCUUAUUUAUGCGGUGCCAGUUAAGUCGUUUACAGAGAGGACAUGCCACAGAUGAAUGGUUUCAGCUCAGCUCUCAUAUACCACUAAAAGGCAUAGAGCCAGGAUCUUUGCGUGUUCGUACAAGAUAUUCUAUGGAGAAAAUCAUGCCAGAGGAAGAAUACAAUGAGUUUAAAGAGCUUAUUCUGCAAAAGGAGUUACACGUGGUGAAUGCAUUGUCACUUGUAUGUGGACAGGAUCGAACACUAUUGGCCAGCAUUCUAUUAAAAAUCUUUCUUCAUGAAAGAUUUGAAGCAUUACUUUUACGAACACUAAAUGACCGUGAGAUCAGCGCUGAAGAUGAGGCUGCAACUCUGUUUCGUGCAACUACACUGGCAAGCACUCUUAUGGAGCAGUAUAUGAAAGCUACCGCCACACCUUUUGUUCAUCAUGCUCUAAAAGAAACAAUUUUAAAAAUAAUGGAAAGCAAACAGUCUUGUGAGUUAAAUCCGUCAAAGCUUGAAAAAAAUGAAGAUGUGAACGCUAACUUGGCACACUUGUUGACGAUACUGUCAGAGCUAGUUGAGAAAAUAUUUAUGGCAGCAGAAAUAUUACCACCCACAUUAAGGUAUAUUUAUGGGUGCUUACAGAAAUCUGUACAGCAAAAGUGGCCUUCUAACAACACUAUGAGAACAAGGGUGGUUAGUGGCUUUGUUUUUCUACGAUUAAUUUGUCCUGCUAUACUCAAUCCAAGAAUGUUUAAUAUCAUCUCAGAUUCUCCAUCUCCUAUUGCUGCAAGAACAUUGACACUGGUUGCAAAGUCUCUGCAAAAUUUAGCAAAUUUGGUUGAAUUUGGAGCCAAAGAACCAUACAUGGAAGGUGUGAAUCCAUUUAUCAAAAGCAACCGACAUCGUAUGAUCAUGUUCUUAGAUGAACUUGGGAAUGUACCUGAGCUACCGGAUACUACUGAGCACUCUAGGACUGACCUGUCCCGCAAUUUGGCAGCUUUACAUGAAAUGUGUGUGACUCAUUCUGAUGAACUUCGCACUCUUAGUAAUGAACGAGGUGCACAACAGCAUGUACUAAAGAAACUUCUGGCAAUCACAGAGCUUCUUCAACAAAAACAAAAUCAGUAUUCUGUAACUAACAAUACCAGGUAGCAGUCACUUGCAUAAGAUGCUGGAUGGAUUUAGCAUGCAGACCACCUGGAAAACUACUUCACAAUAUCACUUUGUUUUUGCCCUUUCUAAAAGUAGCACACAUUGCCACAUAGCAUAUGAUGUGUUGGACUGUGCAGCAAAGAGUAUUCUACUGACCAGUGUUUGUGUCAGCACCUUUUAAACUAUUUGUGCAAUUAAGUUGCACUUUACACUCUCUUGAAAAGACUUCCCCAAACCUCUGAGCCUCUAUCUACUGAUGCUGCAAAGAGCAGAGCACGUUUCCAUGCAUCAUGCCAAAGUCUACACACCCAAAACCUGUCAACUGACAGUAAGAACUUUUUGCUUUUGGACACUCAUUUAUAACUGGAUUACAAGCUAUUUUUAUACUGUAAUUUCUAACUGGUUCUGUUAUAUUAUUUCUGACUGUUCAUUCAAUAUGAACGUUGGUUCAUUUCAAGACUGACUUACAAGUGCUACUUUUUUAUUGUAUUUGUGUUUCUUGGAUCACAUUAAUAGAUACAAAAUCUUGUCUUAUGUGCCAUUGAUUGACGUAGCACUUCGCCAUGAAAACAUGACAGAAAAAAAAGCUUUUGUAAAAUGUUUACAUUGGUAAAUAAUUUGAUUUCAUUAAAUUUAUUGAUUGUUGUAUCUGUUGUGCAUGCAUUAAACUUUUUUGUAAAGUA